This is a messenger RNA of Olea europaea var. sylvestris, 1306 nucleotides long. Its product is annotated as transcription factor MYB102-like. The record is from RefSeq and is a predicted model, not a curated record. Lineage: Eukaryota; Viridiplantae; Streptophyta; Magnoliopsida; Lamiales; Oleaceae. The transcript is spliced from 3 exons. The coding region runs from base 174 to 1208 and encodes 344 amino acids.
GAAUUAUAGACUUGCAUUUGUUCUCUUAUAGCCCAAUCCCCUCUAUAUAUAUACCUAAACCAAGUACCUCACAUUCGGACCAACAAAUUCUCUCUCGCCCUCUAUUUAUCUCUGCCAAUUCGAUCAGAAAUUUUAAUAAAUUAUCUAACCCUUCAAUCAGAAGCUAACACACCAUGGGAAGAGCACCAUGUUGUGACAAAAAUGGACUCAAGAAGGGUCCUUGGACGCCUGAAGAAGAUCAAAAACUCAUUGAUUAUAUACAGAAACAUGGCUAUGGAAACUGGCGAGCCCUUCCAAAGAAUGCAGGGCUUCAGAGGUGUGGAAAGAGUUGCCGCCUACGUUGGACUAACUAUCUACGGCCUGAUAUCAAAAGAGGAAGAUUUUCAUUCGAAGAAGAAGAGACAAUAAUUCAACUGCAUAGUAUACUGGGGAACAAGUGGUCCGCCAUUGCUGCUCGUCUUCCAGGAAGAACUGAUAAUGAAAUCAAGAACUACUGGAACACCCACAUUAGGAAAAGGCUUCUUCGAAUGGGAAUUGAUCCUGUGACUCACAGUCCUCGCCUCGAUCUUCUCGACUUAUCCACUGUUCUAAACUCAUCUCUCUACAAUUCAUCCCAUUUUAAUUUUUCACGAUUAUUAGGGAUGCAGAAUAUAAUAAACCCUGAUUUGCUAAGGUUAUCCCAAACCCAAAACCAAGAUUUUCUUCUACAAAAUAAUGUUCAAGCAAAUCAGAUUUCCAAUGCCCCUGUCCAAAACCAAAUGCCCCCGUUAGUCCAACCUUGCCAAUUACUAGAAACCCCACUACAAGAUGAUCGAUCUCAACUCAUGAUGCAAUCAAACGGUGAAGGUUUUUCACAGAAUUGCCCACUGUAUGAAUGGCAAAGCAGUGGAUUAAUGCCAUCUAUUUGGGAAGAGGAUUAUCUACCUGCAGUCAAAAAUUACGGCUACAGCGGGCCGUCCAAUCAAUCCAUCAUAGAUCCUCCUCCGUCCGAUGAUCAGACUUCAACAUUUCAAUCUAAUAAAAGCAAUAAUUUCAGCUUCCAAUCCGUCAAUAUAUCAACGCCCUCAUCAAGUCCAACUCCAUUGCGCUCAAGCUCAACUUAUAUUAACAGCAGCAGUACAAGUCAUGAAGAUGAGAGAGAGAGCUACUGCAGCAACAUGUUAAAUUUCGAUAUUCAAGAUAUCUUGGAUGCAAAUGAAUUUAUGUAACUUCAUCAAGAAUGAAUUUAUCUCAGUUUAAAUGUUUUUCAAAUCCUCUGUGCUUGGCUUGAACUUAAUUUCCUCUUAAAUCAAUUUCUUUAACGCAA